Messenger RNA from Drosophila busckii, 3232 nucleotides. RefSeq names its product CCR4-NOT transcription complex subunit 3 (gene Not3). Gene Ontology annotation, cellular component: CCR4-NOT core complex; nucleus; P-body. Gene Ontology annotation, biological process: regulation of DNA-templated transcription; nuclear-transcribed mRNA poly(A) tail shortening. NCBI's taxonomy places the organism in Eukaryota, Metazoa, Arthropoda, Insecta, Diptera, Drosophilidae. The transcript has 12 exons. The coding region runs from base 500 to 3178 and encodes 892 amino acids. The record is from RefSeq and is a predicted model, not a curated record.
ACGCCAUCUUGGAAUGUGCGAAGAAGAGGAAGCGAACAAAAAGCAAGCGAAAAAUCUUUAAGCGUAUUUAUUUAAAUGUAUAAAUUGCAUAAAUCUAUGUAUUCAUUAAGACCGAACACACACAUUUGAUGCUCUACCCAGCGACAUAAAAGAAGCUCCAGCAUAGCUGCCACGUUGCGUUUGCCCAAAAAGGCUAAGCCAAAAAAAUCGAAAUCUCGGACGGCCCGAAGGUAUCACACACACACAUCCACAUACAUUCGCGCAAAACACAUACACAGGCACACACAUCAUAGGCUGAAAGCAAGGAAAAGAGCGACACUCAUUAUUGCUGGAAAGCAACUUGGAACUUAAGACGCCGUACGCCAUUGCCAUUGCCUUAGCAGAUUCCUGUCUAAGCGCUUUUCAGCUCGGCGGUGAUAUAACUAAGCAAUCGCAACAGCUCACAGCGGACUAUGUCUGACUAUUUGCGCCAGCAGAAACCACAAGAGCACACAUAGCCAUGGCUGCGACGAGAAAAUUGCAAGGCGAGAUUGAUCGAUGUUUAAAAAAGGUAGCGGAGGGCGUGGAAACGUUUGAGGAUAUAUGGAAGAAGGUACACAAUGCAACAAAUACCAACCAAAAGCAAAAGCAUCUGCAGGAAAAGUACGAGGCAGACCUUAAAAAGGAAAUUAAGAAACUGCAGCGAUUACGUGAUCAAAUCAAAUCAUGGAUUGCAUCCGCUGAGAUCAAAGAUAAGAGUGCACUGCUAGAGAAUCGAAGGCUCAUUGAAACGCAAAUGGAACGUUUCAAAGUAGUGGAGCGAGAAACAAAAACAAAAGCGUAUUCCAAGGAGGGACUAGGGGCGGCACAAAAAAUGGAUCCUGCGCAGAGAAUAAAAGAUCAUGCGCGAAAUUGGUUAACCAGCUCAAUAAGCACACUGCAGAUACAAAUUGAUCAGUGCGAGAGUGAGAUUGAAUCGCUGCUGGCGGGCAAAAAGAAGCGCCUGGACCGUGACAAGCAGGAGCGCAUGGAUGAUUUGCGCACUAAGCUGGAUCGUCAUAAAUUCCAUAUAACCAAACUUGAAACGCUGCUGCGAUUGCUUGACAACGACGGCGUCGAGGCGGAUCAGGUUAACAAAAUUAAAGAUGAUGUCGAAUAUUAUAUUGAAUCAUCGCAAGAUCCGGACUUUGAGGAGAACGAGUUCAUCUACGAUGAUAUCAUAGGCCUGGAUGAGGUGGAGCUCAGUGGCACGGCCACAACGGAUAGCAACAAUAGCAACGAAACGAGCGGUUCGCCUAGCAGCGUCACCUCCGGCGGCAGUCCAUCCCAAUCACCAGUCACAGUGCAGCAGGCAACAAGCAGUAGCAGCGCCAGUAGUGGCACAAGCGCGGCCAGCGCAAGCCAAUUCCAACAUUUGCAGGCAGCUGCAGUGGCAGCAGCAGCGGCACAGGCGGUGGCGCAACAAUCGAAUGGAAACAAUGUGGGCUAUGCAAGUGAUACCAGCGCUACAUCCUCCACAGCGACAACAUCUACGGAGGCAACAACGGGUGGCGAAAAGCGCACCAAAAGCACCGAAAGCAAUGCAAAAGUAAAACAACAACCUCCGCCGCUUAUCAAGCCAACGCCAGUGCGUGCGACAGCUAAGGCACCCGCUGGUAGUGAUACUCAAGUCAAUAAGAUUGUUAGCUCAACGCCCAGCAAAAAUCAACAGCAGCUGCCAACGGCCGCCUCUGUAUUGGCGACCGCAAGUGGGUCACAGUUAACGAAUAGCAGUAGCAGUAGCAGCAGUAAUAUUGCUGUUGCCAGUGGUCACAAUCCUGCCGUGCAGCCACAUGCCCCAACGCCUAAUGCAGUAACUGCAACAGCUGCGGCGGUCACAUCAACAUCAACAGCAACAGCAACGGGAGCUGCAGCAGUGAGCAACAACAUUCAGGGCCAAUCUGUGAUUCAAGCGACACCAACAAUUGCAUUUGCGGCGGUGGCUAAACACAACACAUCACUACUGGAAAAUGGUACGGUGCUGCAGCAACAGCAGGCAGCAGCGCCCACAGUGGCAUCCAUUGUAAGCGCGAGUCCACAGGCUCAGCAGCAGCAGCAGUCGGCGCAACUAACCAAUCUUCAAACGAAUUCCUCACACAUCCAAAAUGGGCUGCCAGCGUCGCUGAGCAGCGGCAGCAACAGCGGCAGUAAUAGCAGUAACAGCAGCAGCAGUGCCGUUGAAGCGAUUUCAUUAAAAACGAUGGCACAGGAAGCCAUUAAUCGAUCUGUGAUCGAACCUAAUGCUCUUAACCAGCAGCCGCAGCAGCAGCAGCAACAACAGCAGUCGCCUAGCAACAUUGAUACAAGACAGCAGCAGCAACAACAACAGCAGCAGCAGCAGCAACAAGCCGCACAGCAAUCGUUGCUGCAACAGCAUUUCAGCAAUGACACAACUGCCAAUCAACAGCAACUACAAGCAGCAGCAGUCGCAGCAGUUGCAGCGCAACAGCAGCAGCAACAAAACGCUGCUGCAGCAGCAGCAGCUGUUGCAGCCAUUGGCACUAUUGUUGCUGCCACUACCAAUGGACCCACAACGGGUAGUGGACUUAUGAAUCUAGCUAGCGCUGCUGGUCAGCCAAACAGCGGCAACGGCAAUGCUGUUGGCAACAAUGCUAAAACGCUUGUACAGCAGCAGCAGCAACAACAACAGCAAAUGGCAACAACAGAGGCGCAUAUACCGCCGCUGCUGGGCGUAACGCCGCUGGGGCCUACGCCACUGCAAAAGGAGCAUCAAGUGCAAUUCCAAAUGAUGGAGGCCGCAUUUUAUCACCUGCCACAGCCAGUCGACACCGAAAAGCUGCAAACGUAUUUCCAUCGUUCGCCGGUGCAAACACCAGCGCACUUUCCACAGUCACAGCUGCCCAUAUAUGAUACCGUUGAAUUUUAUCAGCGACUCUCUACGGAGACGCUUUUCUUUGUAUUCUACUACAUGGAGGGCUCCAAAGCGCAAUAUUUGGCCGCCAAGGCGCUCAAAAAGCAGAGCUGGCGAUUUCACACCAAAUAUAUGAUGUGGUUUCAACGACACGAGGAGCCCAAAAUUAUCAACGAUGACUACGAACAGGGUACGUACAUCUACUUUGAUUAUGAGAAAUGGAGUCAGCGCAAGAAGGAGGGAUUCACCUUUGAAUACAAGUACUUAGAAGACAAGGAGCUGAAUUGAAUGUUGCAGAGCGCUUUCGGUUGCGUUGCGGAUGUGCCGGCCGGCUGUUAAAUA